Guillardia theta CCMP2712 is the source of this 633-nucleotide messenger RNA. RefSeq lists its product as hypothetical. Gene Ontology annotation, biological process: microtubule cytoskeleton organization; regulation of exit from mitosis; positive regulation of cytokinesis. The coding region runs from base 1 to 633 and encodes 210 amino acids. The transcript is spliced from 10 exons. NCBI's taxonomy places the organism in Eukaryota, Cryptophyceae, Pyrenomonadales, Geminigeraceae. The record is from RefSeq and is a predicted model, not a curated record.
AUGGCAGCGAUGAUGUUCUGCCGUGGGUUUGACGACCUUUUACCAAACAGCGACACAACCGCAGUGAAAUUUUUCAACGUGGACGAGCGAUUUGUAUAUGAGAGCUUCUUUCAUGACUUCGGACCGAUCAACAUCUCGCAGCUUUACAGAUACUGUCAAUUGAUCCGCACGAAACUAUCUUCACUCGAGGGAGGAAAAAACUGCAUCGUUCAUUGCACUUCGAUCGACCCGAAAGUUUGCACAAAUGCUGCAUGGCUAGCAGGUCUGUCUUCCAUUGGCUGUGGAUGGUUUCACCCCGGAGCAAGCGCACUCUUUGUUCUUGUACCUCUCUCCUCCUUCCUCCGCUGGUUUGCAUCUGACGUUUUUUGUGUGCUGAAGCAAAGUAUUGGAGAGACAGUGAGCAACUUUGGUGUCUCGUUGCUAGAUUGCUUCAAAGCCAUUCACCUGGCUAGGAAGGAAUUAUUCUUUGACUUUUCCAAUUUCGAUCCUGAAGAGUAUGAGUUCUUUGAGAAGGUUGAGAAUGGAGAUUUCAACGUCAUCACUCCAAAGUUUAUCGCAUUCAGCAACCCAACUGCUGUUCGGACCGAGAUCUGUCCGGGGGUUUUCUCCAAGGUGAGCGGAAAACAGCGAUAA